Messenger RNA from Lingula anatina, 3387 nucleotides. RefSeq lists its product as uncharacterized. NCBI's taxonomy places the organism in Eukaryota, Metazoa, Brachiopoda, Lingulata, Lingulida, Lingulidae. Gene Ontology annotation, molecular function: scavenger receptor activity; protein binding; calcium ion binding. The record is from RefSeq and is a predicted model, not a curated record.
GCAGUAGUGGUGUAUGUUUUAAUGGAGGCAGAUGUAUGGCCGGAGUAGGGUAUGGAGCUCAACUCUGCUCAUGUCCAGCAGGCUUUCAGGGCCCCAGGUGUCAGUAUGAUAUUAACGAAUGUGCGAUAAACAAUGGUGGAUGUGAAAAGGAAUGCUGUAAUGCCAUUGGCUCAUUUUACUGCAAAUGUCCGCAGGGAUUUAAACUGGCACAAGAUGGAAAAAGAUGUAUAGACAUUGAUGAGUGUAUGUCGUACAAUGGUGGAUGCCAAAACACGUGUCGUAACACACACGGUGCAUACGUAUGCGAGUGUCCAGCUGGAUACAGGCUUCACACAGACAGGAGGACAUGUGUAGUGAGUGGAGGCUGUUCUGUAAACAAUGGCGGAUGUCAGCACAUGUGCCAGGAAGGCUACGGCGGCCAUUUUAGAUGUGCAUGUCACCCUGGAUACAGACUGGGGUCUGAUGGGAAGAGUUGCGAAGUUAUUGAUUCAUGUCGAGAAAAUAAUGGUGGUUGUUCACAAAAGUGUAACAACUAUGGUGGCCGAGCGGUCUGUCAGUGCUAUACUGGCUAUAAGAUUGGGCUAGAUGGGAAAACUUGUGAAGAUAUAGAUGAGUGUUCCAUUGGUAAUGGCGGCUGUUCGCAGGGCUGCGCAAACACCAGAGGAUCGUUUGCCUGCACGUGUACACCUGGAUACCAGCUGGGAACAGACGGAAGAUCUUGUUAUAGAAUCGAAAUGGAAGUUAUCGAUAGCUGUGCCACCAAUAACGGUGGCUGUGAACACAAGUGUAAGCAUGGUGUAGGGGGCGCCAUAUGUACAUGUAACCCUGGUUACACACUGCAGGCUGAUGGGAAAUCUUGUGCAGACACUGAUGAGUGCGAGCUGGGGACCUCGUGUUGCGAGCAGCUAUGCACGGACACAGUAGGGAGCUUUACUUGUGGGUGUCGUGUAGGAUUUACACUUAACAACGACAUGUGCAGUUGCCAGGAUGUUGAUGAGUGUCUUAACAACAACGGUGGCUGCGAACAAGUCUGUGUGAACUCCGUGGGAUCAUUUGAGUGUGUUUGCAAUGUGGGAUACAAGCUGACAUAUGAUGGCAAGAGCUGUGAAGUUGAGCAGUCAGAGGUUGGGCCUGUGAGAGGAGAUCUUCCCAAUGUUAUAGUUCAGCCCACUGUACAGUUUCAGCCCACACCACCCCCCAUUAUCUCCAUCACAGACCCUGAGUCUUCACUGGAGCUUAACAAUCAGCUUAUUGACAACGAACGAGUUGUGUGCCGCGAUGCAGGUAACUUCGGACCUAAAUGUGAGUUUACCUGUGACUCCUGUCAAAAUGGCGGCAUGUGUAACGAGGAACAGAAUGGCUGCGAGUGUGAAGCAGGCUGGCAAGGAAUUAUAUGUAACGAAACGUGUCCAGAAGGUUUCCAUGGAGAUGGCUGCAAUGGUAUCUGCACAUGUCUUAAUGGCGGGUCAUGUGAUUCAGUGACAGGCGAGUGCCGAUGUCCUCCAGGGGUCAAGGGGGUAAAUUGUGAGAACGGUUGUCCCCCUGGGUAUUUUGGUCAGGGCUGUGACAAGGAAUGUCCCCUACCCUGCGCCAAAGGGGCUUGUCACCGUGUCUUUGGCUUCUGUAUCUGUCCUGCUGGAUUCUUUGGACCCCAGUGUAACAAGGAGUGCCCCAAGGACUCCUAUGGUCCCAACUGUGAGUCCCCCUGUGACUGCUUUGAUGAAAACACCAAGUCCUGCAAUCCACAGAAUGGAAAAUGCAACUGUAAGCCAGGUUACACUGGGGAGAGAUGCACCCAUAAGUGCCCUGAGGGUUACUAUGGCAACGAAUGCAAAGGCGUCUGCGACUGUCCCGAGGAAACGAUGUGUGAUCAUGUGACUGGUCAUUGUCUGCGGGACUGCCCUAUGGGAUGGACUGGAGACUUAUGUGACCAAGCCUGUCCAAGUGGCAAAUAUGGCUCAAACUGCCUCCAGGACUGCGAGUGUGACGGCAGUAGCUGUGAUCCAGAGACUGGAGAGUGCAUUUGCCAGCCAGGGAGGAGGGGAAGACUCUGCAAGGAUUACUGCCCAGAGAACACGUGGGGCCUCAGUUGUGCGAACCAAUGCACGUGCGAAAAUGGAGCAACAUGUGACAAAUCUUCUGGGGAAUGCGUGUGUAUGCCAGGAUGGUUUGGGCCACGCUGUGCAGAAGCUUGUCCGUCAGGACGAUAUGGCGGCCAGUGCUUGCUGCAGUGUAUGUGUGAGAAUGGAGGUUACUGUAACCCUGUCACUGGAGAGUGCAACUGUACUGCAGGGUGGACGGGUCAACUUUGUGACAGAGCAUGUACUGGCGGCACAUAUGGGGUAGACUGUAGCGGACAGUGCGCCUGUCACAACAGCGCAGAAUGUGAUCAUGUGACAGGGGAGUGUAUCUGCGCACCAGGAUGGAGAGGCGCAGGUUGCGAUGAAAAGUGUGGAAAUGGCACAUAUGGUCCUGGAUGCGGGAAACUCUGCAUGUGCCGCAACGGCGCAGACUGCGACCACAUCAGCGGUGCAUGCAUGUGCAAAUCAGGAUGGCGGGACACAUUUUGCGACAAGCCUUGCCCUGAGGGAUUCUUUGGACUGGAGUGCCAGAGCGUAUGCAACUGUGGUAUUGGAAACCAUUGUGACCCAGAAACUGGAGAGUGCACGUGCGCUGCAGGCCUCACAGGACUGCGCUGUACGGAGCCGUGUCGUGAGGGAACGUGGGGCAUUGAUUGCAAAAACCAGUGUGAUUGCGAGAAUGAAGCCACUUGUGAUCCCUUCUCUGGGUUCUGCCUUUGUAAGCCAGGAUGGAAGGGGCCUACUUGUAGGGAAGCUUGUGAACCUUUCUUUUAUGGCACGAACUGUGGUCAGAGAUGCAUGUGCAGCAAUGGUGCCUCGUGUGAUCAUGUGACUGGUGCAUGUAACUGCACCAAUGGCUGGACAGGGAUGUCAUGUGACACACUUUGUAUGGAAGGUUUCUAUGGCCCAGACUGCAGGCUGGUUUGUGAAUGUAGCAAGAACAGCAAAGAGUGUGACCGCUUCACAGGAAAAUGUAUUUGUAAAAAAGGAUACAUUGGCAAAACAUGUAGUGAUGUCUCCUCAGAUUCUGAGCCUCAGUUGUGGCCAAAAGCCAAGGAAUACAUGAGAAAACACCGCCAUAGUCAUAAGUGGAAGAAAUGGUGGAAAAAGUACUAGAAUUCAUAUAUAUGCUGGGGAACUCUUUCUUUUUUCAAAUAUUAAAAUGUUUGAUGAAUUUUACCAUAAACAGCUCAGGCAGACUGAUGUUAAUGAAGAGAAAUGUUGCUGUAAAGAUGACAUUUUUCAUCUUGCUGAAUUUAGAGUUUACAGCCAAUGGAAGCACAAAUUACUGAUUCAGAUGGUGUUU